Molecule: messenger RNA, 588 nt
Organism: Olea europaea var. sylvestris
Lineage: Eukaryota; Viridiplantae; Streptophyta; Magnoliopsida; Lamiales; Oleaceae
Exons: 3
Coding region: 1-588 (195 amino acids)
Source: RefSeq, a predicted model, not a curated record
AUGGCUGAUGGACAUUGCACAGAGGUUCAAUCUACUGCACACGAAGACCCGAUUCCAAAUCCUCAAUCUGCAGGACCUGAGGAUUAUAAUCAAAAUUCUCGGCAAAAUCAAAAUGCCCACUCCACACCAAACCUUCAUGAUCCUACUCAUCUCUACAGCCCAUAUUAUAUUGGAGGAAAUGAUAGCUCAGGCACCGUACUGCUUGGCAAAACCAACAGACCCCAACAAUUUCUAAUGGACCAUUGGCUUCGCUGCAACGAUCUUCUAAUCACCUGGCUGCGAAACACUAUGUCUGUUGAGGUAAAAUCUAGUACCCUCUAUGCAGACACUGCUAGAGAGCUUUGGCUGGAGAUCGAACACCGGUUGGGUCAGCAGAAUGCUCCACGAAUCUAUGAGUUGAUGAAUUAUGAACCCAUACCCAACUGUACCUGUGGAGGACUUGGCACUGUAAUUGACAAUCAGCAAAGAGAUUGGAUGAUGCGAUUCCUCAUGGGACUUAAUGAAUCCUACAAAGACAUGAAAGCCCAAAUUCUUCUCAUUAAGCUUCUUCCAAGACUAUAUGAAGUAUAUUCUAUUAUACAACAAUAA